GUCAAAUCUGCCUUGCUUUGCCGACUGACCCCAAGGAUUUACUUCCACGGAAGAAGUGUAUGUCGUUGGCCACACAUCUCCUUUUAAGUAACCUCAUCUAAAAGUGUAUGGUUGUGUGUGUGGAGCAGCUUUGAGUAUCUAAAAACCCAAUAGGUCAUCCAGCAAAGAACAAGGUGUUCUAAAAGCUGACAAGUUGCGUAAGGGCACUUAGUAACAGCAAUCCUGUUUGCACCGAAGAAGGUGGCCUGUCAAUUGGUAAACCACUGACUGAUUCCAAAGGAUUGCAUGGAACUACAGAGAAUUAGCAUGGAUCGUGAUGGUGACAGCUGCAGUGGAAUGAGCACUGAUGAGAGUUGUUACAAAGAAAUGGAUUCUGAGAAAGUCACUAUAAGCAGUCAGUAUCCUGGUGAAGAAGAUGAAGAAAGUCAAAAGUUUCUUACCAAUGGACUUAGAAAGAAAAGCUUAGAAGAAUAUACUGAAGAGCAUCACCCUGGAACCACUUCAUUUGGAAUGUCAGUAUUUAACUUAAGCAAUGCCAUAAUGGGCAGUGGGAUUCUGGGCCUCUCCUAUGCCAUGGCAAACACUGGAAUAAUACUUUUUAUACUUCUUCUUUUGGGAGUUGCAGUUUUAUCUCUGUAUUCUGUUCAUCUUUUAUUGAAGACAGCAAAGGAAGGAGGUUCACUAAUUUAUGAAAAAUUAGGUGAAAAGGCCUUUGGGUGGCCAGGAAAAAUUGCAGCCUUUUCAUCAAUCACAAUGCAGAACAUUGGAGCAAUGUCCAGCUAUUUAUUUAUUGUAAAGUAUGAACUCCCUGAAGUCAUUCGAACCUUUAUGAAACUUGAGGAAGCUUCUGGGGAGUGGUACCUAAAUGGGAACUACCUUGUCAUAUUAGUGUCUGUUGGGAUUAUCCUUCCGCUAUCACUUCUAAAGAAUUUAGGUUACCUUGGUUAUACAAGUGGAUUUUCCCUAACUUGCAUGGUGUUUUUCGUAUCUGUGGUAAUUUAUAAAAAAACUCAAAUACCUUGCCCUUUGCCACUUUUGGGUCAUAAUCCUGGAAACAUGACAAGCAACCAUACUUAUUACAUGUAUCCAAUUAUGAUAGAGAAUAACACUGUUGCGUCUGGAGUCAAUUUUAUGCUGGAAGAUACAAAAGGACAGCAAACAGGAAAUGAAGGCCAUGAAGUGCCUAAGCACAGUAGUGACAUAGAAUAUGAAGUCCACAAUGAGAACAAGUGCCAACCGAAGUAUUUUGUGUUUAAUUCACAGACUGCCUAUGCCAUCCCUAUUUUGGCCUUUGCUUUUGUGUGUCAUCCUGAAGUCUUACCAAUUUACAGUGAACUCAAAAGGCGUUCACGAAAGGUUAUGCAGAAUAUUGCCAAUGUAUCCAUCGCUGGCAUGUUGAUAAUGUAUCUCUUUGCAGCCCUCUUUGGUUAUCUAACAUUUAUUGGAGAAGUCAAUGAUGAAUUGCUUCAUACUUACAUAAAAGUGUAUAGAUUCGACACCCUUCUGCUGUGUGUUCGCUUAGCAGUUCUUGUAGCAGUAACCUUGACAGUUCCUAUUGUUCUUUUCCCGAUCCGCUCAUCAGUCAUCACAAUGUUAUUUCCUGGGAAGCCCUUCAGUUUAUUAAGGCAUUUCUUGAUUGCAUUAGUAAUACUGGCUUUCAACAACACACUCGUAAUAUUUGUGCCAACCAUUAAAGAUAUCUUUGGAUUCAUUGGUGCUUCAGCUGCAACAAUGCUAAUCUUUAUUCUUCCAGCUGCUUUUUACCUGAGAAUAGUGAAAAAGGAAUCACUCCGCUCACCUCAGAAAAUUGGGGCCCUGGUUUUCCUGAUAGUUGGUUUCGUAUUUAUGAUCGGAAGCAUGACACUAAUUGUAUUUGACUGGAUCCAAAAUCCACCAUCAUCCAAGCAGCAUUAAUCAUUUGCACUUUAUUGAAUAAGUCCUUGCUGGUGUGGCUGGAAUUCCCUUUAUGUUUUUUUUCAUACAAGUGAAGGCAACUGAAAAGGAACUGUCCUAUCUAGAAUGCUGAAUAUUGCAAUUGCGCCUCUUGGGUUGCUAUUUAUGUUUUCAGAUAUAUGAACUAGUCUCAGAGUGUUGCUGAUAAUGUAUAUUUUAUGAUAGCACCCACAGAUAUCUACAAAUGGCAAUGUUUUUCAAAGGUAGUUUUCCACUGUAAAAGGAAUUUUACUGAUUUAUGGUAAGGUUAUGCAGGUCACUGCUUUUGUCUUUUUCCCAUAAUUUCUUUCUCCACACCUGUGAGGAGCUGCAGUUGAGCUGCAUUUACUCAUGGCAUCAUAUAUAAAAGAAUAGGCUUGUUAAAUCAAUACUAACUGGAAAGUCAAAACUGAUAUAUUGUGUACCCUCUUAAACGUUUGCUGUUGAGAGACAGAUCAAAUGUCAGUUGCUCAUCUACAUUGUAGCUCCAUUGUCAGCAAAGAAGUUAUUUCCCUCUUACAAAAUGAAGUUCUAGAAUUCUGUAUCUAGUAGAAAAUAUGCUGGUGGACUCUAGUAUAGUCUUUAUCUAGUGUUCAUGGAAAAGUGGUAGUUGAAACACAUCAGUUAGGUUUAUAUGUAAACUCAUCCAUGCAACAUUGCCCUUUAAGUGGAUUUUUAUAUCUUAGUUUAUUGUAUGCAAUGCCUCCACAUGGUCUACAGGAUUGAAGUUGGUGUUAUAGCAAAGGUAGGAUAUAGAUGUGUGUGUGUGUGUGUGUAUGUAUAUAGCUAUGGUGGCAUUAGAUAUUACAUUGCAUUGGUGCACAUUAGUAUUUACAUAUUUUAGGGGGUAGUAUAUGGAGUAAAGUUGGUUUAAGGAAGGCAGUUCUAUAAUAUAUAGAUGGAUUUGGCUUACAGGCAUGUAUAAUUAAUAGCUGAGGGUCCAAAAAUAAAUUCCAUGUAACGGUUUAAAUGCAGUCAAUAUUCCUUCCUGCUUAAAUCAAUGUAAUGCCAUAAAUGUGCUAAUUACUACCAAAAUGCUAACCAACUUUGCAAGCAUUGUGUCUUGCCUCCAUAUAAUUGCUGUAUGCCUUCAGCUCCUAUGCCUUUGUUCCCUACCUCCAGAAAACUAAACCUUUGGUCCUUAAGCCUUUGAGUUCCUACCUCUAUAUAAAUAAGCCUUUAUUUACUAAACCUUUCUGUCUUAAGUCAAUAUAGGAAAAACUUUUACUUCCUAUUUUGCCAUAGAGCACAUCUCAAUGGAAUCAGGUCAGUUAUGCUAUAUUGGUAUAUACUGGCUGCACAAAAGCUAUUAGCCAUUUAUUCAUUUGUUUGACAUAUUUUAAUGAAAAGAAAAAUAAUCUGUUUAAAUAAUGUUUAAUGAUUAUUGGCUUAAGCAAAUUUGUUCCAUGUAUGUGGACCAUGACAAAUAUAUAAAUAUCCUAUUGGUGCUUUUUUCUUUCCUAUUCAUGGGGGAAUAUACAAUAUAAUAAUACAGCUACUGCAUAUAUAUAUAUAUACAUACUGUAUAUCAGCACGUCCCAGAAAUCCCCUCCAUUUUGGUAAAUAGCUGCCAUUUAUUUUUCCUAUUUCAUCUAUAGACACCAUAAACAAAUAAAAUCUUUGAGUAAGACUGUGCCUGUCAUUGCUACUGUUUUAUGUCAAAUUUACUGUUAGCAUGUUUUGAAUUAUAGCACAUUUUUGUUUAGCAUCUUCUUUGGAGAAGGCACAGAAUGUAUAAAAGUUCUCCGCCUACAGGUACUGUGACAUAGUUUUAGAUUGUCUUUGUGUAACUUUAGCACUGAACAAUUUUGAGCCAGUAUAUAAUCAAGUCUUCCACAAUAACUGACUAAAGUGUUAAGGAGUACUUGGAUGUACUUGGAUGAUGAAUGUUUGUUAUUGAUUGGUAUAGUAUAGAAAAUAUUAAUAGAUCCUCUAUCAGUGCAGGAAACUGGCUUGGGAUAUAUUGUAUAUAUACAUUUUCCCCACAUACAAAUGUACGUUGUUUCUGUAUUCUCAGUUCUUUAUGAUGUGUUUGGCUUUGAUUGCCAUUGAUACCCAGCCAUGAUGCUAUUGUAGUUUGCAUUAUUUCACUGUUUGACAUCUAUGUUACUGAUAAUUUGAUAACUGAGCACAAACAGAUAUGUGCCGUUCUUAUUAACUGUACUUACCUCAAACAGAAUGGUGAAGUGCAUAAAAAAAUCUUUAUUAUUUUUUACAUUACAGGGUAUGCUAAUAUUAAAAUUAACUUUUAGUACGAUAUAGAAAA
Messenger RNA from Xenopus laevis (African clawed frog), 4198 nucleotides. RefSeq names its product solute carrier family 38 member 4 L homeolog (gene slc38a4.L). Gene Ontology annotation, cellular component: membrane; plasma membrane. Gene Ontology annotation, biological process: L-alpha-amino acid transmembrane transport; amino acid transmembrane transport. NCBI's taxonomy places the organism in Eukaryota, Metazoa, Chordata, Amphibia, Anura, Pipidae. The record is from RefSeq and is a predicted model, not a curated record. Gene Ontology annotation, molecular function: L-amino acid transmembrane transporter activity. The transcript has 17 exons. Bases 286 to 1914 code for a protein of 542 amino acids.